AUGAAGUCGACGUUUCUCUUCUUGGCCUCGGCCGGGCUUGUGAGCGGCUUCUUGUGGCCCGCACCGAUUGUUCAACAGCAACCGCCAGCUGCUUAUAGGACCGAGCCUAGCGGAUACGAGGCCCCUGAACCUGAGCCGGAAGUGACGAAAGCGCCAGAGCCAACCACAACUGCGGCUCCUGCCACUCUUCCUCCAUUGCCAGGAGUUGCAUGGUAAAUUUUUAAUGAGGGGUAAAUAUGGUCGAGUUACCGACAAUUUCUGUUAUAAGGAUGGUAUUAUAUGCAAUUUUUGAGUGAGAUCGCGUAUUUUACCUUCCAUAACACAAUCUAUUUCAGCCUCCCGCCACCACCUCCACCACCAGCCCCAAUCCACUUCGAAUGGCCCCAACCAUCCUACGCUCUGCCCCCAGCCGCUCCACUCCCCACAUUCCCACCCCUACCACCUCCACAACCACUCCCAACCCUCCCUCCUCCACAGCCUCUGCCAACUCUCGCUCCAUUCACCUUCCCGCCACCUCCACCACCACCAAAGUUCGAGGAGUUGUUCCCACCACCAGCUGCUCCAGCUGCCCCAUACGCGCAGCCCAGCUAUGCUGUAGCGCCACCACCACCACCGGCCUUCGCCGCUCCACCUCCACCAGCCCCUCCAGCCUACGAAGAGGCGCCGCCAGCCAAGUACGAAACAGCGCCCGAGCCAGCCAAGGCUGAGCCAGAACAGCAAGGAUAUUAG
Bursaphelenchus xylophilus (pine wood nematode) is the source of this 729-nucleotide messenger RNA. The record is from the annotation of a GenBank genome assembly. Lineage: Eukaryota; Metazoa; Nematoda; Chromadorea; Rhabditida; Aphelenchoididae.